Molecule: messenger RNA, 7136 nt
Organism: Mytilus californianus (California mussel)
Lineage: Eukaryota; Metazoa; Mollusca; Bivalvia; Mytilida; Mytilidae
Product: ADAM 17-like protease
Exons: 23
Coding region: 17-2236 (739 amino acids)
Biological process (GO): Notch signaling pathway; membrane protein ectodomain proteolysis
Cellular component (GO): plasma membrane
Molecular function (GO): metalloendopeptidase activity
Source: RefSeq, a predicted model, not a curated record
ACCAGAUAAAUAGGCAAUGAUGGAAAAACUACUUUCGGUUAUCCUUAUUUCUUCUUUUUGUAUUUUUUCAAUUGGAGCUGAUAUAUCAAGUAAUUUGGACUAUUUUGAGACCCUGAAGACAGUUGAUAUAAACAGGCGUGUAAGACGAAGUGUGGAUCCACAUCCAAGUUCUCACCUGCAUGAAAUUUGGUUCUCAUCUUUAGGAAGAAAUUUUCAUUUGUAUGUGAAGCAAACUAAAGUUGUGUCUGAUGAUUUCAAGGCAACUGUGGUAGGCAGUCAUGGAGUGGAGAGACCAUUUGAUAUUGAUACUGGAAAUUUUUAUACUGGUACCUUGAAGGGUGAUUCACAGUCAGAAGUUCAGUUACAUUGGGAGAGGAAUGAUUUACAUGCAACCAUAAGAAGUCCUGAUGAUACCAUUUACAUAGAGCCAUCAUGGAGACAUAUUCCAGAGUCUGAUAAUCAUUCAAUGAUUGUCUACAGACAUACAGACCUUAAAUGGAAGCCAGAGGACUAUACUGCUGGAAAAAGAGAAAGUUUUUGUGAGAUGAAGGAUCUGAGAGAGGAUCAAACUGAAGAACUGGAAGAUGAUAUCAAAUUGUUUUACAAUGAUGAUAAAGGUCAUGUAAGAAAGAAAAGACAAACUUAUCCACAUGUUGGAUCACACACCAUGUGUGGACUGCUUGCAGUAGCUGACUAUUACUUCUUCAAAGAGAUUGGACGUAGUGAUAAGAGAGUUACUGGAGAAUAUCUUAUUGGAAUGAUAGGGAGAGUGAAUAACAUAUAUCAGAAAACAGUCUGGGGUGAGGGAGUGACUAAUUUAGGAUUUCAGAUCAAAGAGAUGAAGGUCCAUGACACUUUAGAAGAUCCAUCAGUAGGAGACCACUACAACAUGCCAAAUAGACCCAGAGAUAUGGAUGCUGUGUUAGAUUGGUUUGGAGUAGAUCAUAAAAAAAUGACAAAAUUUUGUCUUGGACACUUAUUUACAUACCAACAGUUUAGAGGAAAAUUAGGUUUAGCUUACAUUGGUUCUUGGAGAAAUACAGAUCCAGGUGGAAUAUGUUCUUUUGCUGCAUAUAUUGGAACUGGACAGAAAAUUGCAGUCAAUACUGGUGUUAGUAGUUUCCAGAAUCCUGGAGGGUCUAGAGCUUUGGCUGCUCAGGCUUUAAUUACUGUAUCACACGAGCUAGGACAUAACUGGGGCAGUGAACAUGAUCCAGAUUCUAAUGAAUGUGCACCAGAUGUGAGCAGUAAUGGAAAAUAUAUCAUGUACUACAUGGCUACUACAGGAUAUGAUGCCAAUAAUCAGAUAUUUUCUCCAUGUAGUAAAAGGUUUAUCUUCAAAGUGGUGUCGAAAAAAGGCUUCAGCUGUUUUGAUGCAAAAUCUUUAGGAGGAAGAGGACUGUGUGGAAAUGGUCGUAUUGAUAUAGGGGAGGAGUGUGAUGCAGGAUAUGAAGGGGACUUUUGUUGUGAUGCACAAUGUGAACUCAGAUCAGGAGCUGUUUGCAGUGAAAUGAACUAUGCUUGUUGCAAAACCUGUAAUGUUGCUCCAGCAGGACAUAGAUGCCAUUCUUUAGAAGUUGAUGAUUUAGCCUGUUUAGGACCUUCCAACUGCUCAGGAGUUGACUUGAUAUGUCCAGCACCAAUUAAACUGUCAAACAAGAAUUGUCAGGAUGGUGGGACCUGUCAGGAUGGAGUAUGUCUUGAUAUAUGCCAUGUAAAAGGCAAAAUUGGCUGUAUUUGCUCAGGUACAAAUUCCUGUAAACAGUGUUGUGUAGAAAGAAAUGGAGAUUGUUCUCCUACAACCAAUAACAAUGGAAUGAAUCAGUACCAUCAAAGUGGGAGGCCUUGUGUAGGUGGAUUUUGUGAUGGUAGUGGAAAUUGUGAAAAGUCAGACCCACCUGUGAUUAAAAGGUUGUUUAGUGUGCUUGAAUACCUCUCUGUAGAUAAAAUUGCAAUAUUUAUGAAGAAUAAUUUGGUAUGGACAAUACUUUUAUUUUCUGCAAUAAUUUGGAUCAUAGCAAUUGUACUUUUAGAGCGUUAUGAUCGAAAGAAAUCUGAAGAAGAUAAAGAAAGUAUGGAUUUAAUGAAUCAUAGGGGGAGGGGAGCACGAGUUAUUCUUCGUAGCGACGAUCCAGCCAUAACAAAUUUAGGCACUAGAGCUCUUAAACCACGUAUGAGACUCGAAAGAGGGAGGGCAGAACUAGAAGACCUAGCAGCAGCAUCUGGUUUCCACUGACUUUAGAAAUAUAAAUUAAAAUCUAGUUUUGCUCAACAAGGCAGUACCUGAUAGUGUUCAGAUUGAUGCAAAGAACUUAAUUGUGGCAAUAUUUAUGUCAGCAAUAUAUUUUACAAGUUGAAUUUUGUAAUUUUGUUAAUUCUCUGAUCCUUAGAUGCCAUAUUAGUGGGUUAUUUACACAUGCUGCCAAUGGCUUUUUUCAUCUCUUUAUGCUGAUAUAAAAAUUACACUUAAAUAAAGCAGAAAAUAUUUUGAGCAGAACUAUUUUGCUUAUAUAUUUAUUCCUUAUAACUUAACUUUUUAUGACUCAUAAAUUAAUGAAGUUUUGAUAACUCAGUUGAUAAGCAAGUUAUGUUUCAAUUUAUUAUUUAAUUAUUCAAACUACCAAACAUUACACUUAAAAAUGGAACAGAUGUAAAAUCAAUAUAAGAUUUAAUUUGUCCACAGUUUGCUUCAAGUGUAAGAGGUGGAUAUUGUGUUAAACUUUGGUUUGUACAUUUUGUAUUCAACUAAUAGUAAAGGUGAGAGAAAAGUAGGAGAUAUUUUACCAGAUGGAGAAAUUUGACCUCCCCACAUUCAGUUGGUUAAUCUAAAAGAAGGAGUAGGGGUGAUUUCAAAAGACACAUUUGAUAACCCAGGAUGUAUUGAUUGUCCAUUUGAUGUUCUUUCUAUUGAAGAUUAUAGUCAUAAACAACAAAAUGUAUGUUUAGAUAAAUUGAACAAUGCUUACUAUGUACUCAAUGAGGAUUUGACUAAAAAUUUGACUAUCCUUGUAAGGGUUGAUCAUGAAAAAUUUUGAUAACAUAAAAAAAGAAGUAAUAAAAAAAAACAGCAUUACUAACCAUUACAGUAGAUGAACUUCUGAAAUCUGACUUUAUUCUUGUAUGAGUGUUAUACCAUAUUAAGUGUCUGUUAAUGAUAAUAACAAAAAUGUGAUAGUGUAGUACCGGUAUUAAUUGUUUGUACCUCAUUUAUUUGUCUUGGCAGCAAAGAUCAUACAUAUUUAACAUAAUUUUCAGAUGGAAAAUUUAGUGACUAGUCACAAAUAUUGCAAUCCAGGCAUUUGAGACUGACCUAUUUUUAUGCCCCAGCCGUAGGUAUGCCCCCACUGUAGCUGAGGGGGCAUUAAGUUUUACCCUUGUCCGUCUGUACGUCCGUACGUACAUCCCAUAGUUGGUUUCCGUUCUCUAACUUUAGUUUGCCUCAACCAAAUGUUAUGAAACUUAUACACAAUGCUUAUUACCACAAAACACAGAUUAAGUUUGAAUUUUGGUGGCAUCACUUUAACCAUUCUAGAGUUAUGCCCCUUUACAAAUGGAAAAAAUUGCUGAAUUUUUCGUUUCCAUUCUCUAACUUAAGUUUGCCUCAACCAAAUGUUAUGAAACUUAUACACAAUGCUUAUUACCACAAAAUACAGAUCAAGUUUGAAUUUUGGUGGUGUCACUUUAACCGUUCUAGAGUUAUGCCCUUUACAAAUGGAAAAAUUGCUGAAUUUUUCGUUUCCGUUUUCUAACUUUAGUUUGCCUCAACCAAAUGUAAUGAAACUUAUACACAAUGCUUAUUACCACAAAAUACAGAUCAAGUUUGAAUUUUGGUGGUGUCACUUAAACCAUUCUAGAGUUAUGCCCCUUUACAAACGGAAAAAUUGCUGAAUUUUUCGUUUCCAUUCUCUAACUUAAGUUUACCUGAACCAAAUUUUAUGAAACUUAUACAAAAUACUUAUUACUACAAUACUCAGAUCAAGUACAAAUUUUGGUAGCGUCACUUUUACUGUUUUUCAGUUAUGUCCCUUUAUAACUUAAUAUGAUAUGCAAGCGGGGGCAUCAUCUGUGUCCCCUGGACACAUUCCUCAUUUAUUUAGUAUUAUCUUGCACUGGAAAUUCUUAGAAAAUGAAAAAAUUUAGAUGAUACAUUGAUUAAUAACAUUUUUUCAAAAUUGUGGCUUUAUGAAAAUGUAUAUAUUUGCUUUGUUUUGAUGACACAACUUAUCUGUUACUUCAGGAGGUAGAUUUGUCAAGUUGUGGUAAGUAAAUGGAUAAUUUCAAAAAGUAUUUUCGUUUUCAUUUAAUUACAGAACUUUACAUAUUGUAAAAAAUGUACAUGUUUAUAGAUUUAACUUCAUUAUAAAAUUAUAGGGAAAAUAUGUCAGUUUUUAAUGCAAUUUAUUUGAAUGAGGACAUGACAUGAUUUUUAAAACUUCAUUUUACUAGUAUUUCCAUGCAUCAGUUUUCCUUUCACUUGGUUAGUUAUACAAAUGUAUCGAGAGAAUGCUUUAUUUUUUUUUUUUUUUAUAAAAGUUUACAGUUUUUGUCGAGCCUGCGACUUUUGUCGCAGAAAGCUCAACAUAGGGAUAGUGAUCCGGCGGCGGCGGCGUUAGCUAACUUCUUAAAAGCUUUAUAUUUUAGAAGGUAGAAGACCUGGAUGCUUCAUACUUUGUAUAUGGAUGCCUCAUGUUACGAAGUUUCCGUCAGUCACAUGUCCAAUGUCCUUGACCUCAUUUUCAUGGUUCAGUGACUACUUGAAAAAAAAGUUAACAUUUUUUGUAAUGUUAAAUUCUCUCUUAUUAUAAGUAGUACGAUAACUAUAAUUGGUAUGUGCGUACCUUGCAAGGUCCUCAUGCCUGUCAGACAGUUUUCACUUGACCUCGACCUCAUUUCAUGGAUCAGUGAACAAGGUUAAGUUUUGGUGGUCAAGUCCAUAUCUCAGAUACUAUAAGCAAUAGGUCUAGUAUAUUCGGUGUAUGGAAGGACUGUAAGGUGUACAUGUCCAACUGGCAGGUGUCAUCUGACCUUGACCUCAUUUUCAUGGUUCAGUGGUUAUAGUUAAGUUUUUGUGUUUUGGUCUGUUUUUCUUAUACUGUAUGCAAUAGGUCUACUAUAUUUGGUGUAUGUAAUGAUUGUAAUGUGUACAUGUCUAGCUGGCAGGUGUCAUCUGACCUUGACCUCGUUUUCAUGUUUCAGUGGUCAAAGUUAAGUUUUUGAGUUUUGGUCUUUUUUUCUAAUACUAUAUGCAAUAGGUCAUCUAUAUUUGGUGUAUGGAAAUAUUUUAUGAUCUAUAUGUCAGUCGCGCAGGUUUUAUAUGACCUUGACCUCAUUUUCAUGGUUCAUUGCUCAGUGUUAAGUUUUUGUGUUUUGGUCUGUUUUUCUUAAACUAUAAGCAAUAGGUCAACUAUAUUUGUUAUAUGGAAGAAUUGUUAACUGUACAUGUCUGCCUGGCAUGGUUCAUCUGACCUUGACCUCAUUUUCAUGGUUCAUUGGUCAAUGUUUAGUUUUCUUGGUUAAUGUUAAGUUUAUGUGACAGUUGUAAUAAAGCUUUAUAUUUAGGACUAUCAACAUAAUAUCAAUGAUUAGUAAAGAAGGCGAGACAUUUCAGCGUGUGCACUCUUGUUUAUUAUGGAAUCAAGUGUUAAGAUGCUUUAUUUUCCUUGUUGGUCACUGAUUUGAAAUAAGUAUGAUUUUGACCAUAUAAAUUUGAUUAACAUAUUACUAUUAUAUCUUGUAUUGUAUUAUGUCAACUUUAUAACUUAACACUGUAUUAACCUGACAAAUUGUAGACAACAUGUACUUAAGUGUGUUCCACAAUUUGUACAAAGUAUUUUUUUUGGUGAAACUUUCUGUAUUAACAUCAAAUGGUUUAAAAAAAAUUUUCACUGCUACUAAAUAUUCAUUAACUUUUCAAUAUGUAUCCAAAUUGGUUUAAUCGCAAGAUUCUCUGUUAUCAAUAAUGACUUUCUGAGGUAAGUAGGACACACACUUAUAAAAAUGAAUCUUAUAUUCUACCUAAUUAGGAUUAAGAUUGUGCCAUAUUUGCAGCAGAUUUUUCCCCACCUUAUUACAUGUAUUAAUAAUAACAUGUGUAUGAUAAACCAUGAUUUUCUAAUGUGCAAUUUUUCAUUGUGAGGUUGUGCUAUUCAUUUUAAGAGUUUCAUUUAUAUUCCACCAAGUUUUCGUGUACCAGUAUGCAUUGUGAUUUACCUUAGAGGCACAAUAGAAGAAAAAUAUCAAUUUAUUUAAUUUUUUUAUCUGGGAUUUUUUUUUGCUGCAGUAUUAAAGAUUCAUUUAUGCCUUUUUUUCAUGUACAAUUGCAUUUGCUCAUGAUUAAUGAAUGUAAGAAUCUGUGACCAACUUAAUUCCCUUAAUGAAGUUUUAUUUUCUUAAAUAGCAUCAACCUAGAGAAAAAAAAAAUGGAAAUCGGGCACAAUUAUUUUUGGAAAAUUUUCACAAAAAGUGUUUUUAAGAAAUAUCUUCUUUGCACUGAUAAAUGAUUUUUAUGCUCCUGUCACAAAGUAUUUGGCCUACAUUGGCCUUUUUUUUUAUUAUAAUUACUAAUGAUUUGUCAUAGAUUAAAUAUUAGGUUUUGUUUCUGUCACCAGCUUUGACAGAAUUUAUAUUGUGUUGGACUAAAUUUAACAAAAGUUGUAUUUGUCUGUGUAUUGAUGAGUACAUGUCAAGUUUCUGUUUCAAUUUGGUUGAAAUACUUUUCAAAGAAUCAUUGCACUUUUUCAUAUCUUACUUAAAGGGGAAGGGAACAUUUGUGUCAUAGUAAUAUAUUUAUUCAGCUAGGGAUCUUUCUUUUUUCGAUGGAUAAUCCUGAAUAUGCAUGAAAUAUUUGCCACUGGAUAUUAAGCACAUUACAAUCUAUCAAUUUUUCCAGGAGUCGUUUUUGUUUCACUGAUUGAAGUGUUGAAAUGUUGGAACAUAUGUUUGCUCAUAUAUUUAUUUUAUAUUUUUAUACAUUUUUAGAUUUUCUAUCAUUUUAGACACCUUUUUUCAUGUUCUAUGUAUACAAGUGCUAUCAUGUUUAUUUAAUACAUUUAUUUCAAGUUGAAUAUGUUUAUUCAUUGUUUUAUGAAAUAAAAUACAGACGAAUGAUUAUUUCUGUCUGAAAAACUCAUCAAAGA